AUUUCGGUGACAUACUCGCCCUCAACUAGGUUAAUCUCGUUAUCCUCUGCUUUUUCAUAAUCGUAUACUACGAGAGCACGAGUGGACCCAGAUUUCGCCGCUGCAGUCUGUGGUGGUUCUGGGUGGUGUUCGGUUGCACCCGCUUGAGCAACGGCGCGGGCGUCGUCGUGGGCACGUUCAUCGUCUAGGUUUUCUUCGCGGGGAAGCUGGUUCUCAAGGGAACGGACUGGUAAUGCAGCAGGCGGCGAAUAUUGCUCUUCAUGUGCAUCGGGUAUCUUUUCAGCUGCGGAUCCCAUACCUACCGGCAUCGCUACUCUAAUGGGGGAGCCAGGGAUAGAAGCGGGAGAUUGGGGGGUUGGAGAACGAGGUUGCUGAGGCGGCGUUGGAAUUGGCUGGCCUUGAUCUUCAUAUGGCUCUUCAGGUUCUGUGGGCCGUGAUGGAAGGCCGGGAAUUGGAACACGAGUGGCGCCAGGUUUAUUGGAGGUAUCCAACCGGGGCGGGGACGGAGCCGAACGUGCAUAGUCAGACCCCGGGGCGGUAGUACCCAUUGGCGGGGUGUUCGCAAAUCUAUCACGAAUAGAGCCAAUUCCUCCACGUGGGAUAUUUCGUUCUUCCUCUUCGUGUUUUGGUGGUGUGUUGGUUUCAUCUAGUUCACUGCCAGAACGUUGGUGGCCUGCACCACUGCCACCCGUGUGCGUAGUUUGAACUGGCGCCCAGGAUUUGCCAGUAUAUGAACUUUUCCAUCCAGCCCCGCCGCUGGACUGGCUUUGCAAUGGCUGUUGGCUUUCAGCAAGCGAAGGGCCGGUUUCCACUGCACCGCCUCUCUCCCGGGCUUUCUUUUCAGCCCAUAGCUGUGCCGGUGUUUUCCCCCCUUGAUCAGCGAACGUUCGGCUUGCGCCAGACACUGUGGUAGCGUUUGUGGCUGGGGUUACGCUAAAUGCCCCAGGAACCGGAGCUUUCGUACCCGUAAAAGUAGAAGCGCCCGAAAACUUGUUGGUAACUUUUGGCUUGGGAAGGCUCGUGAGUCGAUCCGAAGAAGAGAAUGCGGCAGACCGCUCUGCAAGGGUCCUUCGUUCUUCACUACCGCCUGAGCCUCCAGUUAUCGCGGGAGAUAUAUUUCCAGGCGAGGCUUGAGAGCUGCCAGACGGCCUCUGUACUCUUGCUCGGAUCGCUGCUAUGUCUACUUUUCCGACAGGCUCAUAGGCACCCUUUACUGGUUCGGGACGAUCAUCGUUUGACUGACCAGAUUCACGCGCCUGUCGGCGAAUGGCCGCAAUAUCUACUUUACCAACUGGUUGAUAAGCACCUUUGACAACAUCGCCUGAAGAAGGUUCGUCCGAAUGGCGGGACUCAAACUUCGAUGUGCUCGGUUUCUGAGACAUAAUUUCCUGCAUGUUUACCUUUGUCGGUUGAUACGCAGGUUUGACCUUUUCAAGUUGGGUUCUUGUAACUGGUGGCGCAUCUGCUCCCCAGCCAUCGUCGUCAACAUUUUCUUGCGUCGGUGCCGCUGCGCGGGGUGUUCCACCCAAAGGUUUAAAGGCACCGCCAGACCGGGAUGGAGUAAAUACUGGUUUGUAUGCGACAGUCGGUUUCGUGCUAGAUUUAACAGGCGCAGAGGCAUCUCCUGCAGAGUAUUUUGAACCUGAGGAAUCUGCAACUUUCUGUACAAUACCUUCUGGAGUAAGGUCCCGGUCCGAGCGAGCGGAAAUUUGAACAUGAUAUCCCUGUCUAUGUGUUAGUCAAAGUUACAUGUAGCAAGGCCGCCAUAACGCACAUGUAGGAGUUUAGAAACAGCAGCCAGAUGGCUUGUAAAAUAUCCUUUUGUUUUCUCCGGGACUCCCUCGCCGCACCAGCCAAUCAGGACAUUUUUCGGGAGGCCAGUGUUUGGAUCUUUAACCUUCACAUACGCAAACUGUAUCCUGCCGUCGGAAAAAUCCUCGAUAAGGUCUUCAAGUUCCCCCUCUGUUCGAAUUUGUUAGCUACGAGGUAAAUCCUUAUAACAACUGGGCACGAGGCAGAAUAAAAGCAUACCUCCACUGCUUUGGACCUUCAAAACACUCUCCUUGCCUGCACUAUCUUGCUGGAAUGCGUUGACCAAAGGUGUUGAUACUGCAAAUAUCGCCCACUGUCCAUAUGUCGGUGAAGCUGCAGCCGGGCCAGUUGGAGGUGAAGCCUCUACUACAGCUCGGUAGCUUUUCGAGAUUGAUGGUCCAUUGGUGGACAAGUUUAAAGACGCCAUGAUGAGGUGUGGACGGGGUUAACGUAUCCGGAGAGAUCCGGAAUGAUAGAGAAAUAAAUACCGGCGGCAAAUACUUUUAGGCUGCGGAACAGUAAAUGAUAUUGAGUCAACUAUUAAAUGGCCCAGUUCUCCAGGGAUAUUUCAGCGCAAUGGUUGCCUUGGGACUUACGUGGCUCGGUGAACGGGAAGAAGAAAGAUGUGGUAUAGGAGCUGGGAACCACUUAUGCCCCAGAAUGCCCGUCAAGCAGCCUAGAAUAGUCCUCCCUCAAGCUGGCGGAUGCGAAUGGAAUGGAUAUUGCUAAGCUCGGAUAGGGAGCCAAAUCGGUAACUGGAGCAGGAGGAGGGCUAGUGAAUCUCUAGAUCGUUGGGUGAGACCGUGAGGUGCGGAGCCACGUACGAAGGGUAUACGAUGGACAGGAGUGAAAUCAGACCAGAAGAUAUAGCGUGUAAAGGACCUUAUGUAGGGAUGUAUUCAGGAUAAAUUCCAAUUUGGAUAGCUUAUUGCUUCCCAAGGGCUGUAUUGACUGUGUUGCGUUGAGGUUCUGGCAUUUGCCCGGGAACGAAGGGUGGGGAGUUGUGGGCGCUGAGUAAGACCAAUAAUGUGGCGCAUGACGUCUGAGGCUGACGGAAUUCUGUUUACCUCUUGUGGCGCAGCAGCGGUGCAUAAAUCAUGUGACUUAAUGCCGAGCACCGGGCCGACUCGAGGCCGGCCUGCUUCCCGACACGUGUUCUGAUUGGUCGAUAGAGUGAGGCGUGGCCGGACAAACCCCGCUCCGAACUGUCCCGUUUGGGGAAUUCCUUUUCAGCCUCCGCUCCUUUUCUUCGAUCGCUUUCAACCUCCAUCAACCAACAACAACCUGCCAUCACCCUUCGUUCCAGCUACCAUCUCGAUCAUGCCCAGCGGCCAACAUUAUUUUAUCUAAAUAUUCUAUUUUCAGGUGUAGGUGUAGCGUGGCUGCCAGCUACAUUUAUUGCCCCGGUUCUGUUUUCUCGCUGCAACGUUACUCUUGCGCGCUGUUGCCCGAUUUCUGUACUCCUCCAAAGAUCAACUUGCGAUACACUUUCAUUCUCGCUCUCUUGACUCGUCUCUUCGUCUCUCUGUCUCUCUAGGGAAUCACAUCUUGCCAUCAUUGGAGCUGUGAUCUUCUCUUUUUUUGCUCUGCCUUGAGGUUUUUGUACCCAUAUUUCCUGCCUUUCGCGACUUUGCUCUUCUUUUCUUGCCUUCUCGUCCCAUCUAACAACAUUUCACUGGUUCUCUUCGAAAGGUGUCUUUGGUUUUGCCAGCUUGUGCUUUUAAUUCACCUUGUUCCUCUCUAGCUGGCCGCCUCCCAAGGAGGAUCGAUCCAAGUAUCCUUGGACUAUCGAACGCGUAUACUCGGAUUGGUCUUUCCUCCUAUCCUCUGUUCGGCUCUAGGUGAUUCCAAAUGGACCUCUUCUCAUGUUGUGUCUGCUUGAUUCACCUCUGAGCCUCUAUCUUUCUACUCUUCCUCUCCUCGUUCAAGGAUAUAUAUACCUUGGAGCGUGAUUGUUUUGAUCCCUCUUCGCAUUUCUUUUCUUUUGCCAGUCAUACCUGCAACCGCAGGCGUUGUUUGGGAGCCAUGCCAGAAGCUAUUUCAUCACCCGACAGUGACGGCUCCUCGUUUGAUCCAUAUACAUCCGAUAUCACCGUGGAGCAAACUCAUUCAUAUCAGCAAUCCAAUGGCUCAGCAGUUGAUAUGAAUGCCUCUCCGAGUUUUCACCAACAAUCUCAGGUUCCUGCUGUAUCAACUGAUCAUGCCGCCGAUCUUGAAGACACGAAUCUCACAAUACAUCACCGCUUUCCUAGCCAGCAACGCAAUGAUAAUCAUACCCAUCUGGGCCAGAUUCGGAAACGAAAGCGGUCGACAGACGGCUUGGAUAUGCCCCUACACUCCAGCGAAUAUCCUGUCGAAACCCUCCAGGGACUCGGUGGUUCGCCUAGUAUGGACUCUCAUGAGCCACAUGCAGUGGAAUUUCCUCAGGAUAGCUUCAAACGUUUGAAAUCCAACGAACUAAACGGGCCAUAUGUCCCUCCCACGAAGAAGAUCCAGAAUCAGGGAACAGCGUCUUUUGGAUCUAUGUUGCCUGGAGAAAUAUGGCAGCAUAUCUUUACUUUUCUUCCUCCUACCACACUAGGUCGCCUUUUGUGUGUGAACAAGACAUUCAGGUCCCUUCUCACCCCAAGUGAGGCAGAAUUACCGGGCUUUCCUCAAGCGUCAGGGCUUUUGAAAUAUCUAAACCCUAAUUCCAUCUGGUCUGUUUCUCGGAGAGCGUUCCACCCGGGAAUGCCACGCCCAAUGUCUUUUCUAACAGAAUUAGAAAUGUGGAACCUUAUCUCUGGAAGCAAUUGCCAGCUCUGUGGAAAGCUCAGUUCUUGUUCAUCCUUAACUGAUAGUACAAUAUGGGAAGCUGGGCCAGGCCUAGAUGGAGUCAGCAUUAUAUGGCCCUUCGGAAUUCGAUCCUGCGGAGAAUGCAUACAGGUCAAAUCUGAAAAGGAAAUGGAUCUUUUGUUCUCUUCUAAUCUGCCAUCUAUGCUAAUCCCAUCACUCCCUUUCGCGUUCUUUACUCCUUCGAUGCAUUUUAUUUCCUCAAUAACUUUGCGCAACAAUCAGCCCCCAGGCGACAUUUCACUGACUAAACGUUUUUACAAAGUCCACAUUGAUGACAUGAGGCGUAAGUUUGAGGAUGUUAAAUCACUUGGCCCUGCCGCUACAGAGGAGUGGAUUAAAGGUCUCGAAGGUAAUGGCAAAGACAAACUUGCCGAUGCUGCCCGCUGGGAACAAUGGGAAGCAUCAGGUGGUAUUCGAUCCGUUAGACUGUCCCGUGGUAACCGCAACGAGGUCACUUUGCGGUUAUCUUCCAUGGACUCGGGUGCAAAGCACCAGCCUGUGGAUACCACCUCUGGACAUCAUUCUGGACAUUCUGGAAAUUCUACUCCACUCACCAAUGACAGAGUUACCAAUAAUGACCAGCGCAGUCCAGCUAGUCUUUCAAAUACUUCUGGCUCCAAACUCCCUCCACUUUCCUCGAGUCGCGAUUCAAGCCAGCCUCUACCUUCAUCGAGUUCCGCACAUCACCCACGCACUGAACGUAGCCUCCGAGAAGUAAACGAAGCGAAAGCAAGCCGCAAAGCAGAAAUAGAACGACGCUGUCUGGAGCUUGUACCUCCCUUAACACCCGCUGUUCUGAGCCACAUGGAUUCGUUUUCAGCUGCCAUUCAAAUUCCACACCCGUUUACUGACCGUGACUGGGAUAUUUUGAAACCUCGUCUACUAUCACAAAGGGAUGUUGCUGAACGUCGAGAACGUUACAGGAUAAAACAGGACCAGCUUCUUCAGGCCAAGUCGGAAGAGCGUCGUCAGCAUGACGCACAGUUCAAAGAGGCCAAGGAGCAGCAGGACAGGGAAUGGGAUGAAGCCCAAAAGCCUAUUCGAGAACGUAUGGCCUCGUAUGCAGAUGAGAUAAUCCGUGAAGGUUGGCGUGGCGGUGAUGCAGUUACCAAAGAAAAAAGCGCGAAAUUUGCGGCUGAUGUCCUUAUUUACGUCAAGGACAAGUUCUACAGGGACUUGGCUCAGGAGGACGCCAAAGCCCGUAACGCAGGAAAACCUAUUCCAGAGGAUCCUCCAGGUGCUCCACCAACGCGCAAACUGAUACUCGAAAAUAUGAAAUUCAUAUUUGAUACCAAGAUCAAACCACUGACAGAACAGUUUCAAAAAGAACUCUUCUUGUGCAAUGGCAAUGGCUGCGAAGCAAAUACCAAAUUUUAUGGUUUUGAGGGUGUAAUCCAGCAUUAUGCUGCCAAACACACCAAUGUGCUCAGUUUAGGCAGUGUCGUUGUUCAUUGGCGCGCUGAAUGGCCUGAACACUCCCCUUUCCAUCCCAACCCUACUGCUGCCAAAGCGCUUUUCUUUGCAAUGCCCCGGCCGACUGUGGGGCAUACCCUUGGUUACCCCAACCCUGGGGCCAUGUAUAUGCCUGGCUCAGAUCAGGGACAUCAUCACCCAUCAGAUGGAGGGCCGGGCUAUCCGCAACCUUCACCUGGACCUUAUAAUCGCACUCCAUAUGGAACUCCGUACGCUUAUGGAUCAGGUCCUUAUAGACCGCCAUCUCCUGCCCCUCCAUUUUAUCCUAACCAGCCUGCAAGUUUUCCGUAUUCGGUACCCCAACCUGGCUAUGCCCCCAGCGGGGCUUAUGACCCGUACGGCCCGCCUCAGCCUCCAAAUCCGGUAUAUGGCUCUCCUUAUCCAGGGCAAGCUUAUCCGCCGCCAUACCCACCACCUCCUGAUUCAAGGGCGCCUCAGCCAUACCAGCCGCCCCCAUAUCCUCCCCCGACCACCGGACAACCGCAAUAUUGUGCUCCAUACCCCACUAAUUCCCAUCCACCAAGGAGAGGUGGAGCCCAAGGGCACAAUUCAAACCCCAACAGUCAAGCCUUUGGCAUGUACCAAGUCCAGCUUGAUGACGUAGCCAAGAAUGCCCGCAGCGUUUGGAAUGGAACCUCGGGUAUCAAGGACUUGCCACAUAAUGUCCGGGCUCAUGUCCUCAUUCAUCAUGUUGUUUCCAGGUUUGUGGAAAGGUUUGGUCACGAGCCGCAAUUGACACUUUUCGCGGAUGGGUUAAGCAGCCAUGCUCAAAUGAGACCAAUAAAAAAUCUCAGCGGGUUGGUAUGCAAAACUUGUAACGACAACGACAUUUCUGGAAGACAGCAUCACCAUGACGCAGGUCGAACUGACCGCAAGAUAUAUACGCUUCCAGCUCUUGUUAGUCAUUUUCAAUCCAUGCACGUUGAUCGUACUAAGCCGACUGGCCCACAUUCUGGGCGCGAACCUCGGUUGCUGGAAUGGCAAUAUGACAUGUUACUCGUGCCAGACAAUCAAACAAUUUCAGAGUUGGUCGAUGCCCCUGGUAUGGACGACGCCAAAAUGCAACUAAUUUCGGCUGCUUUCCCGUGGGUGUUCCCACAGGCCCCAUCAAUCAGUCACACACCAGCGUCAAACUUGAGCGAUAGGAGACGUCCCGAACCCCGCGAUUCAAAACAGUCUAAACGUUCUUACCCCGGCAACACUCGCGCCAAAUUUGCGGAACAGAAGGCAACAGAGCCAAAAAGUUUGUCCAGCCCAAACCAUGGUCUUGAAGUUGUAGUAGAUGACUUCCCUAGAUUCGUGGAGUCCCCUGCCAAUGAUGCCAAUCAACCUCCGGAUCCGCCUAAGGACGAUGAAUAUGAUCCCCAUAGACCUGCCUUCAUUGAGCCAGUAAGAGACCAACAUGGUCGAGUGGAUACCCGCAGAUCAAGGCAAAAUCAACCAUCCACCAUUCCUGCCAAAGACAGGAUCCAUAAUAUGCGAGACCAGGACCAGACCUCUAGCAACCGUUAUCCAGCUAGAACGAAAUUCCACCGAGCCCAGCCUAGCGAUGUGGAUCGUACGAAAGUUUAUCCUUAUGCCGAUCGCCAUCAACACCAUCAAUCUGACCCUUUGUCAAAGCCCGCCUCUCAAUAUGGAGGCCGCCCACCAAAGUCUGAAUACCCCCAUUCCGCUGUGAGCGGUUCUGUAACUGCCGAGCCACUUAACGAAUCCCAGAAAAUUAAAACGCCCGUGCGGAACGUCUCAGAGGAUGGGGAAGUCGAGGAAGCAAGCCAUUCGCAAGAGCGUCGCCCUCCGAGAGGGAUUCCCCUACAUGAAGAAAUGACAGAUGCAGAACGAUUUUUGAGUAGCUUCGUUCCUGGCCAAGAAACCGAAGAAUACAAGAAAGCGCCGUCUCGGGGUUCUGAGCGCCGAACAGAUGAAGCUCCUAGGGGCAAAUGGCUUGAGGGCCCAGAGCCUGAUGACCGGCGUUGGCGCAUUGAUGGAGGGACAGCCGAAAGCAGUGUUUCAGGAACUCCCACUCAUAGCAAACAACGCGGCAAUUGGAAUAGGGUUAAAAGCCCUACAAUUGGAGGGUUCCGUGGUGACUACGAACCCAAGCAUGAACACUAUGCUUCAUCUAGGCACGGUGACGAACGGUCUCCAGAACCUACUGAUAUCCGCCAUGGAAGGAAGCCCAUUGGGUUCUCAGAACCUCGGCACCAGUCUGAUUACCAAACGAGACGCCCUCACAGCAGAUUUGACAGGUAUGAAGCGCAAAGACAAGGUUCUCACCGCCCGCGCUCUCGUUCUCCGAUCGCCCGUGAUUCGCUUCCCGUUGAACCUACAUACUAUCGUGACCGUAGUCCUAUGCCACCCCGAGUUCGCCAGCGCCCCGUUUACGCUACCCACGCAUCGGAUCCAUACCAUGACAGAGGCCCAACAGAACAAAAUGUCGCGUACACUCGACUUCCCCCUCGUGGAACUUAUCAGUAUGUGGAAGAACCAAGAUAUCUGGAACCACCGUAUGACGGUACGGUAGAAUAUAUUCCUGUCAGAGUUGGUGGGCGAGAACACCAAAACACCAGUGCGUAUUAUAUAGAACGACCCGUGCAGCGAGAAGUAUCGAAGGAAUAUGUCGACUACGAGGUAGACUACCCGCGCCAACCCGGGCUAAUUGAACCCCAGGGUCAAUAUUACCCCGGUGAGACAGUCUCUCCAAACGCCCAUGGCGGCAGCAGCACAGUGCCUCGCCAUCUCCGAUACGGUUAACAAGGUGACUUGACUCUCUUGUUACCUCUCUCGCCGAUCCUUUUCUUUCUCUUUCUUAGCAUUUUCAUGAUGCUAUCUUCGUGUUAACUUCAAGAAGGAGAAGAGGUUUCUUGAUGUUAGCCUAACAUAACAGCGUGUUUUAAAACACACCUGUCAAAGCCAUUUAUUCUUUUAUUUUUUAUUUUUUUUUCAUCUUGUCUUGCACUCUGUCAGUAAAAUUACUGCAGUGCUCAACUCUAUCAAGAAAGCGAAUUUCCUCUCAUUCUUUUCCCUCUCUCCUCAAGCGAGGAGGAACUCUUAUCUUUACUGCCAUUUUAUCUUGUCUUUAUUUUUACGCUUUUCUAAUCUUUUAUUUAUCCUAGUUGUUACUCUUUCGUUGCCCUGUCAGGAAGAUGGUCACUUUGUGUGGAAACUUCCACCCUAAACCAUUUGAACCUUUUCCCCUGUUAUCUAUGAUCGGGUAUCCUCCUGAUUCUGCGUGCCUCUUUCUCAAUCGGUAUUUUUGGGAGUUACUUUUCCCUCCACGGUUUAUAUUUUCAUCCUUACUGUCUCGUCCCUAACGUAUCUUUCGCGGAAAUCCCAAGAUUUCUAAUUUUUACUUUUGUUUUAUCUUAUUCCUUCUACUUUUCAUAAUCAUCAAUUAGGAAAACUACAAAAGCGAGUGUUUUCAUUGCAGUUUUCCGAACCGUGAGGAGUUCGAACUUGGCGCAAAAUAGUGGCCAAACCCCGGUAUUAUGAGAUAUAUGUUAUAUAUAAUCCAGCCUGUCGAUUUUGCCACUUACUGUAUCCUUUUCUUAGGGCAGAAAAAGACGACAACAGCGUCUUGCUUUUGCUAUAUUGUACUAUUUCAUGCCGAUUCCACUGUUUUUUCUAGUUUUUCCUUUUCUUCGUGUACGCUCAACAUCUUCGUCCCUUUUCAUGUAGUUUGCCGUCGUCACAACGGCUCUGUCUAAUCGUUAAUAAUAAGUCCUGUACUAUUAGAUUUUUGUACAGAGCAUUGCUAUAAUUUACCUUAUUUAUGGAGAAUAUAUUUGGAACAAUUUCUUUUUAAGAAAAAAAAUUGAAAAUUGAAAAUUGAAAAUAAGUUCAGCCAAGUUCAGCCGGA
Blastomyces dermatitidis ER-3 is the source of this 9976-nucleotide messenger RNA. RefSeq lists its product as uncharacterized. The transcript is spliced from 3 exons. Gene Ontology annotation, molecular function: protein binding. Bases 3838 to 8871 code for a protein of 1677 amino acids. The record is from RefSeq and is a predicted model, not a curated record. Lineage: Eukaryota; Fungi; Ascomycota; Eurotiomycetes; Onygenales; Ajellomycetaceae.